Molecule: messenger RNA, 1725 nt
Organism: Tachysurus fulvidraco (yellow catfish)
Lineage: Eukaryota; Metazoa; Chordata; Actinopteri; Siluriformes; Bagridae
Product: polymeric immunoglobulin receptor-like
Exons: 8
Coding region: 104-1150 (348 amino acids)
Biological process (GO): immune response; positive regulation of T cell proliferation; cell surface receptor signaling pathway
Cellular component (GO): external side of plasma membrane
Source: RefSeq, a predicted model, not a curated record
AUAAUAUGACACAAUGAUUGUUGUGGGUUCCUGAAAACCAAAGUCUAUAAAACAGAGACACUCAGGCAGUGUGUAAGAUUGUGUGAGUGCAGAAGAAUCAGUAAUGAUGAAAUAUUUGUAUCUUUUGUCUGUAGUGUUUUAUGUCGCUGCAGGCUGUGAUCUCUUUGGUGCUAAAAAAAAGGCAGUAGAAAUCACACGACACAAAGGUGGUUCAGUUCUGUUACCCUGCUCCUGUUCUAACCUGCACUCCAAACCUCAUACAUUCACCUGGAUGACCGACAGAACAGGAGAUCUGACUGAAAUGUUAAAUGAUGAACACUACCGUGGCAGACUUCAGCUGUUUAAUAAAUCUUCUCCUGGUAAUCUGUCUCUGCUCAUAUCUGACCUGAGAGAAGAGGAUCAGGGAUACUACAGGUGCAGCACUGAAAAGGGAUACAGAGACACAACAAUUUAUGUUAAAGGCUGUGAGCUGGUGAAGGAGGCAAAUGUAGAGUCUGUGACUGUGUUCACAGGAGAGUCUGUAGUUCUGCCCUGUGUCUGCACUGACCUACAGGACAAACCAAAGUCUCUUAAAUGGGACUUUUCAUUACGCACAGAAUCUGUAAGUAAUGGUUAUCAGGAAAUUUACCCGGAACAGACUGGAAAUCACAGAAACAGAGUUAAACUGGUCAGUAAAAGCUCUCCAGGAAACCUCUCUCUACUCGUAUCAGACUUGACUGAACAGGACCAGGGUUACUACAGAUGUUCUGUACAGGCAGAAGCAAAAGUUUUCAGACUACAUGUUAAAGUAGGAAGAAGAGAAACUUCAACACAACAGCCUCAGAUCACAACAAUCUCUGCAACUACAUCAUCCUCAACAACACUGGAACAAGCUAAACAACCACCACACAGCAACCUCCCUCUGGUUCUCAGCAUUGUGGCUGCUUUUCUGUUGGUGAUAGUUGGUGUAAUGGCAUUUAUUUGUUGGAGACGCAAAGGACGAAGAUGUGGAAAGAAGGUGAAAACUGAAGGACAUCGAAAGCAGAAGGAUCAGACUGUGCCUGAUGUUACUUACCGUAAUGUAAGCCACAUUCACACAGCCGGAGCAGCUCGGGUCCUGAUCAAUGUGGGAGAGCAUGAAUACGCCAGCUUUUACAAUGUAACAAUUUAAUCAAUGUAAAAUUUACAUUUACAAUGUAACAAUUUAAUCCGUAGUAAAUAUAUAGAAUAGUGCUAAAAAAAUCAUAGACUAGAUUAAAUACAUACCAUGGUAAGUAGUCGAUUCACAAUAUUGGCUUGAUUUUUUUUUUAUAACCAAAAAUUAUGUGAUUUUAAUAAUGUGUGCUGAUGUAUAAUCUUACAAAUCAUGUUUUUAGUGUAUGUGUGAGUUCUUCACUCUGUUUUGUGUAAGACAUAGUGUCCUCUUUUCAAUAAAAGCCAUAGGAUCUGUGGCUUACAUGGUCUCUGUGUGUGUCUAUGUGACCGUGUAUAUUUCUGUGCAUGUGUGUGUAGACACAGGCAUAAAUAUGUCUGUGUGUUUGUAAGGAACUACUAGGACAAUUCCCUUUCAGACCACCAGAGGGGGUGCUGGCAGGUUGAUUUUUUUCUCCUUGUAGAAGCUUCAUGUGAUCAUGUAAUGUGUUAUGUUACCUGAUCUUAAUUAUCCCUAAUGUGUUGCCUUAUUUAUACCUGCCCUUUCACAUCUGUCAUUGUCGAUUUAUUGAUUUUUUUUAUCACAUUCAGGUU